Paramecium sonneborni is the source of this 1912-nucleotide messenger RNA. The record is from the annotation of a GenBank genome assembly. NCBI's taxonomy places the organism in Eukaryota, Ciliophora, Oligohymenophorea, Peniculida, Parameciidae.
AUGACAGACACAAUUCUUGGAGUUGAAAUAAGUGAGUUUGUGGCUAAUCGUCAAUAUGCUAAGAUUCAAUAUUUACAAGAAGAAAACAAACAAUUAUAAGAUUAAUUGAAGGAUAUGGAAAAAGCAUUAAAAUUGAAUAAAGAAGUUCUUCGUUUAACACUUGAACAAAAGUAUUAAUACUUUCAUAAUUAAAUAAGUCUAAACAAUUCUGGUAAUUCAACUAAUUCUGGUGAACAUGUUCAAACUAUUCAAUUGUAAAUAAAAUUACAUGAAGAAAAUGAAAUGUUGAGAAAUUAAAUGGUUAAAUUGACAGAUGAACGAAAUUUAGCUUAAAAUAAAGUAAAUAUUUCUAUAUAAAUAAGGUUUUGUUGUCAUAGCAAAUAUCUGAAGAAAACUAAGCGUUUUAUAAAGAUCUUAUUGUUGAAUUAGAAGAUAAACUAAGUGAAUUGAGAAGAUGCAUUUAAGAUAAAGAAUACACUAUUUAAGAUAUUGAAAAGAAUAGAGGAUUGAUUGACAAUGGAUAGAUGGUUAAGAUUAGAGAAAUUGUAACACCACAUGAAUAAUCAUUAAGAUUACAUGAAGAAUUAGAAUCAACUAGAUAAAUAUUAAAUAAACUUUCUUAAGAAUCACAAAAUUUACAAGAACAGAACAAAUAACUUAAAGACCUUAAUCAAGUAUUUUUAAAAAAUGUAUUUUUAGAAUUUCAAAAGAGAAUUAAUUAAACUUCGUAUCAUUUUAAGAAGUCCCUUAGCAUAUUAUAAAAUGAAAAGUAAGAUAUUCUUCAUGAUGUUAAGAUUUUAUUUAUAAUGAUGAUCCAGGUAAUUCAGCUGAUAAUCUCUCAUUGCAUGAAGAAAUAUUUUAAAAUCAGCCUUUUAAUUAAGCUCCUAUGGAAUAAUCUAAUUAACCUUAAUAUAGUAAUUAAGUGGGAUUCUAAUAAACAUCAACAAAUACUAUGAAAUAUUUAACAAAUAAUGAAAGGUACUGAAAUUAAUUUUUGAAUUUUUUAGAGCUAUUUAUAUGGAAAAAUUAUAAAAGACUGAAGCAUUAUUAAAAGGAUAUAAGGAAUUAUUUGAAAAAGAAAAGAAUAAAGUCUUAUUGUUAGUCUAACUUACAGAAGAUAUGGAAAAAAAGAUAAACGAAUGUUAUAAUUAAAAUGAUUAACUUAUCAAGGGAAUUAAGAGUAGAGAUUAAAAAAUAGAAUAAUUAUAGGCUGAAGUUUAAUAUUAUAGAACUUAAUAUGGAAAUUAUAUUCAUUUUCUUAAAAAUAAAAGAAAGAUUAAUUUAAAUUUAUCAUUUUAAUUGAAGGAACAAACAAAUAAUUUAUAACCUACUCCUCCUCCAAUUACAAAUACAAAUAAUAAAAUCUUAAAUGAAGAUUAAGAAGAUGGUUAAUAAUAUGUAAAUAUUAGUGUAAUAGACUUUGCAGGUGGAGAUUAAUCACCUGAAUUAUGGAAACCAGAUGGAUAAUAAAAUGCUAAAAAAAUUGUUAAUAAUAUUUAAGAGCAUAAUUAAUCUUAAAUGAAUUUGUUAGAAAGCAAAUAAUUCUUGUUAAAUACUGCUAAAGAUCUUUUUAUUCAUUAUAAUUUGAAAAUGAAUAAUUUGAAAAAAAAAUAACUUAUGGAUCCAAAAAAAUGUAUUAAAACUAAACCAAUUUGGCAUAUUAAGUCUAGUAGUGAUCCUUUAGAUUAUUUUACUUUAUAAUAUCAUAAUCUUUAGCUAUCAGGUAAAAAUGAAAUUAAAUACAAUGAUAAUUUGGGACAUUUCUUUAAAAGAAAAAGGCCUGAAUAAGACUGGGAUGAAAUAUUUAAAGUUGACUUUUCAAUGAUUUAAGGAGAAAAAACUAAAUAAAUUAUAUCUGAUAAUUUUGGAUUUAAUGAGAUGGGUUUUAAUUGAUAAAUAAAGAUUGACACAU